Molecule: messenger RNA, 873 nt
Organism: Cladocopium goreaui
Lineage: Eukaryota; Dinophyceae; Suessiales; Symbiodiniaceae
Source: the annotation of a GenBank genome assembly
GCUUGGCUCAACCAGCAACCAUGGUGCUUUUUGGCUUGACUGUGGGAACGACGAUGGGUUGCUGCUGGGCAAGGAUUCGUUCUUUUGAUGACACACCCCGGCUGCGCCAUGUCUUACUGGUGUCCUUCCGGCCAGAGACGACCAUCAAUCAGGAGAUCGAGAUGAUGAAGACUUUGAGUUCACUGCCGCAGAUAUUUCCUCAGGUCUUGCGCAGCUAUGUCUAUCCAGACCUGCGACUGGCAGGUGGGCAAUCGCAUCCGGCCGGGAAAAAUCGGGGCCUCGUGUGGAUGGCCGACUUUAGAUCCAGGGCCGACUUCGAGGCCUUUGAGCAUGACGAACAGCAGAUGAAAAUGAUGAUCGCUUUCGAAAGCCUCAUGGAGCCUGGUAGCCGUGCGACUCUGCAGUAUGCUGAUCCCUUGCCCAUGAUUGAAGGGGCUCACCACAUCGUCAUGUUCAGCGUCAAGGACGAUGUCACUGCGGAGGAGUUCUCGACAUUGGAAAGCUCGCUGAGAAAUUUGAAACAGCAAAUCGAAGAAAUUCACAGCAUCAACGUUGCGGCGGCUGUGUCCAACUUGGAUGGGCAAACAUUGCCUGGCAAUCGGAACAUCGCUGCUCUUGUGGAUUUUGCUUCCAUUGAGAAGUAUGAGGUCUAUGAGAAACACCCAGCACACUUGUCAGUGGUGGAAAAAAAUAUCAAACCGCUCAUCUCACCUGGUUCCCGCGCUGCCAUACAGUUCGCCAGCUGAAAAGAUGACCAUCGCAAAACGCUGUGGUCAUCCGCAAUUUGAAAAGUGACCUGCAGCGAGCAAUCGCACACCACUUGGAGUGUUCUGCGGAUUGUUUCAGGAGAAAGUGAGUCGAGCUGCCGAAAAA